Physeter macrocephalus (sperm whale) is the source of this 1690-nucleotide messenger RNA. Its product is annotated as zinc finger and SCAN domain-containing protein 2. Bases 102 to 713 code for a protein of 203 amino acids. Gene Ontology annotation, biological process: regulation of transcription by RNA polymerase II. NCBI's taxonomy places the organism in Eukaryota, Metazoa, Chordata, Mammalia, Artiodactyla, Physeteridae. The record is from RefSeq and is a predicted model, not a curated record. The transcript has 3 exons. Gene Ontology annotation, molecular function: DNA-binding transcription factor activity, RNA polymerase II-specific; RNA polymerase II cis-regulatory region sequence-specific DNA binding.
ACCUGAGAACAGAAUUCCACAAGCAUCCCAAAACGGGGACCGGGAAAAGUCCCGGGAAGGGCUGCGGGAGGAGGGGCCGGUGACUGUAGCCGGAAGUGCCCAUGACCGAACUGGCGUCCUCCGGGGACAGGUCCCCUGCGGGGGACGGGGAGGAGGGCCUGGGGGACGAUCGAGGCCUGGUCAUCCACCACCCCGCGGAGGAGCAGCCGCUCCGCUGCCCCCUGUGCGGCCAGACCUUCUCGCAGCAGCCCAGCCUGGUGCGGCACCAGAAGGCGCAUGCCGGGGUGGGCCGCGCGGCUGCCUUCGUGUGCCCCGAGUGCGGCAAGGCCUUCAGCGUCAAGCACAACCUCGAGGUGCAUCAGCGCACCCACACGGGCGAGCGGCCCUUCCCCUGCCCCGAGUGCGGGCGCUGCUUCAGCCUCAAGCAGAACCUGCUCACGCACCAGCGUAUCCACAGCGGCGAGAAGCCGCACCAAUGCGCGCAGUGCGGCCGCUGCUUCCGCGAGCCGCGCUUCCUGCUCAACCACCAGCGCACCCACGCGCGCAUGCCCGCGCCGCACCCGCGCCGCCCCGGCGUCUUCGGGGAGCGGAGGCCCUACUUCUGCGCCCGCUGCGGCAAGAGCUUCGCGCGCGAAGGCUCGCUCAAGACCCACCAGCGCAGCCACGGCCACGGGCCCGAGGGCCAGGCGGCCCAUUUAGGCCGCGUGCUCUGAUGCGCGCUGGACCUGCUGCCUCCGUCUGUUUUCUGCCCCAGAGCCGCAUCCGUGACCUCUGGAGAUGGCGCUGGCCUUCGGCCCCCUCUCUGGCUGGGAUCCCGGCCAGACUGGGAGGGCUGGCUUGGGGUCUCAAAGGAGUGGGCCGCCUCCUUCCGCUCCUUCCCCAGGACCCUCUGGCUGGCUGCCCACGGCUGCUUUGGGCCCCUGCGUUGGUUUUCCUCCGCAGGCGCACCCGGCUUAGAGCAGAUGUGGAGUGUACAGCGCCUCUGGGCUGUGUGCAAGGCACAUCUGACACAGUGACUAGGACUGGGGCCCUGGGCCUGUGCCCCGGCAUGAGGACACGUCCCCUAAGAAGACGUACCUCGGGAGGUGACAGCAGAGGGACCGAUGGAGCCUGGAAUUGGAGGCAGGUUCUGCACCCUGGUGGAAAAACUCCCCGGACCUGCUGGGAGUCACAGCCGAAGAAGAGCUCGUGCUGGCCGCCUGGCUGUAAACCUCCACUCUCCCGUGGCAGCGGGGACGGUGCCCGUGUGGGGAGCCUGCUUCUCUGCUCCCGCCUGGCCCACCAGAGACGGGAGGUGAAUUGCCUACGAGAACACAGCAAGUUGGUAGCAGACUCGGCUCCAGAGGCAAGACCUUCCCUCAGGUGUGCACGUACCUGCAGGCUUCACUCUCCUUUCAGAGCAACGUUCUUCACGCUUUUGGGGUCGUGAAGCCCUCUGACAAGAUGGCAAGGGUUAUGAACCUUCUCCCCAGGAAGACACAGAUAGUCACGUAGAUGCAAGAAUCUACGAGCGAUCCCGGGAGCUCCGGGACUCCAGGCUGAGAUCCUUGGCCCCGGGACUAACCCGCCACUCCCUCCUUACCUGACACAGAGCCCCGGGUCAGGGCCUACAUUCGAGUAGCAUUUCAUCCGCUGCCCUCCCCAACCCCUGCCCUUCCUUCCCUUGUUCAGGAAUAAAGAAUUCUGAGGA